AUGAGAGCCAAUUGUUCCAGCAGCUCAGCCUGCCCUGCCAACAGUUCAGAGGAGGAGCUGCCAGUGGGACUGGAGGUGCAUGGAAACCUGGAGCUCGUUUUCACAGUGGUGUCCACUGUGAUGAUGGGGCUGCUCAUGUUCUCUUUGGGAUGCUCGGUGGAGAUCCGGAAGCUGUGGUCGCACAUCAGGAGACCCUGGGGCAUUGCUGUGGGACUGCUCUGCCAGUUUGGGCUCAUGCCUUUUACAGCUUAUCUCUUGGCCAUUAGCUUUUCUCUGAAGCCAGUCCAAGCUAUUGUUGUUCUCAUCAUGGGCUGCUGCCCGGGGGGCACCAUCUCUAACAUUUUCACCUUCUGGGUUGAUGGAGAUAUGGAUCUCAGCAUCAGUAUGACGACCUGUUCCACCGUGGCCGCCCUGGGAAUGAUGCCACUCUGCAUUUAUCUCUACACCUGGUCCUGGAGUCUUCAGCAGAAUCUCACCAUUCCUUAUCAGAACAUAGGAAUUACCCUUGUGUGCCUGACCAUUCCUGUGGCCUUUGGUGUCUAUGUGAAUUACAGAUGGCCAAAACAAUCCAAAAUCAUUCUCAAGAUUGGGGCCGUUGUUGGUGGGGUCCUCCUCCUGGUGGUCGCAGUUGCUGGCGUGGUCCUGGCGAAAGGAUCUUGGAAUUCAGACAUCACCCUUCUGACCAUCAGUUUCAUCUUUCCUUUGAUUGGCCAUGUCACGGGUUUUCUGCUGGCACUUUUUACCCACCAGUCUUGGCAAAGGUGCAGGACAAUUUCCUUAGAAACUGGAGCUCAGAAUAUUCAGAUGUGCAUCACCAUGCUCCAGUUAUCUUUCACUGCUGAGCACUUGGUCCAGAUGUUGAGUUUCCCACUGGCCUAUGGACUCUUCCAGCUGAUAGAUGGAUUUCUUAUUGUUGCAGCAUAUCAGACGUACAAGAGGAGAUUGAAGAACAAACAUGGAAAAAAGAACUCAGGUUGUACAGAAGUCUGCCAUACGAGGAAAUCAAUUUCUUCCAGAGAGACCAAUGCCUUCUUGGAGGUGAAUGAAGAAGGUGCCAUCACUCCUGGGCCACCAGGGCCAAUGGAUUGCCCCAGGGCUCUCGAGCCAGUUGGCCACAUCACUUCAUGUGAAUAGCAGGGACUUGCUGGCUGGACUGGCCCCCUUCUUUUUCAGUGGCCAGUAAAGACAGUGUGCAGCUGACACAUGAAUCUUGUUGGUAGGGCCAGUGUGAAUAUUUAAGUGUUCAAUGUUAGAAUAUUUAUAUUUUCAUGUGGAUUGUGAAUUGUGAUGGGAUCACUUUUGGAGAUUCCCAUUUCAGGGAGUUUCUUCUGGGGGUUAACAUAACGUAUCAAUGAGCUGCCUUGUAUGUUCUUGUCUUCCCAUGCAGCAAAUAGUACCUGGCAGUAGGUAAAAAUCCUUCAUUAGGGGAACUUAUCCUUAUGUUGUGGAUUUUUUUUUUUUUUUUUGAGACAGAGUCUUGCUCUGUUGCCCAGGCUGGAGUGCAGUGGCACAAUCUCGGCUCACCACAACCUCUGCCUCCUGGGUUCAAGUGAUUCCCUUGCCUCAGCCUCCCAAGUAACUGGGAUUACAGGUGCGUGCCACCAUGCCUGGCUAAUAUUUUGUAUUUUAGUAGAGAUGGGGUUUCACCAUGUUGGCCAGUCUGGUUUCGAACUCCUGGUCUCAAGUGAUCUGCCGGCCUCAGGCUCCCAAAGUGCUGGGAUUACAGGCGUGAACCACUGCACCCAGCCACGUUGUGGAUUUUAAUUGAACAAGAGUUAGAACUCCAAGUAGAGGAGAUGUCACCUCAUACUGCAGGGUGACGCAGACCUAUGUGACUUCUUGACUCUGGGCAGGUCCUCAGGUGCACUGAGAGGAGAACAAAUGGCUCUUAUAAUAAAUGGGGCAGUUUUCUCAAAUGAUUACUAUUUUUAAGAAAUUGAAAAUCAUUUUGAUUAUAGAUGUAACACAAACUUGGAAAGAAUUUAAAACACACAUAAGGUUAAUAAUGGAAUGCCCUGUAUUUUCACUCUCUAAAGAUUGACACAUAUGGUUGGGCACAGUGGCUCAUGCCUGUAAUCCCAGCACUUUGGGAGGCUGAGGUGGGCAGAUCACCUGAGGUCAGGAGUUCAAGACCAGUCUGGCCAACAUGGUGAAACCCCAUCUCUACUAAAAAUACAAAAAUUAGCCAGUCAUGGUGGCAUGCACCUGUAAUCCCAGCUACUUGGGAGGCUGUGGCAGAAGAAUCACUUGAACCCAGGAGGUGGAGGUUGCAGUGAGCUGAGAUCACGCCACUGCGCUCCAGUCUGGGUGACAGAGUAAGACUCUGACUCAAAAAAAAAAAAAAAAAAAAAAAGAAAGAAAGAUAGACCCAUGUGUAUCCUUCUAAGCUGUGUAUGUAAACUGUAUCAUUUUAAGAACCUUGAGAUCAUUCCAUAUAUUGUUUUGUAAGUCACUUGAUGACACAUUAUGGAACAUCUUUGAGUGUCAGUCUGUGUUGACCUACCUCAUUCUUUAGUAUAGUAGUGAUGUGGAAGUAUUCUAUUGUGUGGAAGGACUGUAAUUUAUUUAACCACUCCUUAUUCAUGGACACUUAGAUAGCUUUCAGCUUAACAGUGUUACAGUGCUGUUACAAACACUUUUGCCUUUAGGUGCAAGUAUUUCUGUAGGCUCACUUCCUGUGACUUGAAUUUCCAAGCCAAUUGCUUACCGAAAUGUAUGACAGAUUGCUAUCUGGCAACGUCGUACAGCAGUGCCUGAGAGGGCCUGGUUUCCCACAGUCUCACCAGUCAAAUGAAUCAUCAAUUUUGAUUGGUUAAAACAUCUCAUUUAAAAUUUCAUUUAGGCCGGGCGAGGUGGCUCACGCCUGUAAUCCCAGCACUUUGGGAGGCCGAGGCGGGUGGAUCACGAGGUCAGGAGAUCGAGACCAUCCUGGCUAACACGGUGAAAUCCUGUCUCUACUAAAAAUAAAAGAAAUUAGCCUGGCGUGGUGGCGGGCGCCUGUAGUCCCAGCUACUCUGGAGGCUGAGGCAGGAGAAUGGCGUGAACCCAGGAGGCGGAGGUUGCAGUGAGCCGAGAUCAUGCCACUGCACUCCAGCCUGGGCAACAAAGCGAAACUCCAUCUCAAAAAAAACAAAAAACAAAAUUUCAUUUAAAAACUGAGUGAACUAGAGCAUUUUUCACAAUCACUUGCCAACUUAUGUCCUUUGCCUGCUUUUCUAUUGUAUCUUUUCCUUUUUGAUGUAUAGA
Molecule: messenger RNA, 3246 nt
Organism: Gorilla gorilla gorilla (western lowland gorilla)
Lineage: Eukaryota; Metazoa; Chordata; Mammalia; Primates; Hominidae
Gene: SLC10A6
Product: solute carrier family 10 member 6
Exons: 6
Coding region: 1-1134 (377 amino acids)
Biological process (GO): bile acid and bile salt transport
Cellular component (GO): membrane
Molecular function (GO): bile acid:sodium symporter activity
Source: RefSeq, a predicted model, not a curated record